Molecule: messenger RNA, 1902 nt
Organism: Tribolium madens (black flour beetle)
Lineage: Eukaryota; Metazoa; Arthropoda; Insecta; Coleoptera; Tenebrionidae
Product: proton-coupled amino acid transporter-like protein pathetic
Exons: 8
Coding region: 389-1792 (467 amino acids)
Biological process (GO): amino acid transmembrane transport
Cellular component (GO): vacuolar membrane
Molecular function (GO): amino acid transmembrane transporter activity
Source: RefSeq, a predicted model, not a curated record
CUUUUCGACGUCAAGAAAGAAAGACUCGUGAAAAUCUUUGGAUGCUGAUUAGUGGUUAAUUCUAAACACAACAAGAUUUCUGUUGAUAUAAAAUAAGGCAAGGACAUUGGUCCGUUCGGUAUAGACAGCGUGUAGACUCCACUAAUAUAUAUAUACCAUCACAGGUGCUAUAAUUUACUUAGUAUAGUCGCGUACUGCUGUUGGAUAUAUACAUCAUGUGUAGUACGCACAACCGUGUUAGUGGGUAAAUUAAUAAUUACUACUACUCUGAUUGGUUAAUUGUAUCUUACUCAGUGACCAAAACUAGAAAUUGAUAGAUGUCGACGCGGUUUUCCCCAAAUUUUCGCAGCUUUCACUUGAUUGCUAAAUCGGAUUUUUAGCAGAAACCAUGACAGACAACAAAAAAGAAAAGUUUCCGUCGACAUUCACUGUCGACAAUUUCAGCUCGACAACCAAACUUGCCGAUCAUGUGUACAAAAUUCCAGUUGGUAGUGUUGACACACUUGCUGAAAAAGAAUACAGUCCUUAUGAACACAGAAAUGUGGAACAUCCCAACACGUUUUCCGGAGCGUUGAUGCACCUUUUGAAGAGUUCUUUAGGAACGGGGAUUUUAGCCAUACCGAGUGCUGUGGCUGCUGCUGGAAUUGUUAUCGGUGUUGUAGGAACUAUCUUAACUGGAAUUUUGUGUACCCACACAAUUCACUUAUUGAUAUUCGCAUCGCAAGAAAUAUGCAAGAAGGCCAAAGUCCCCAUGCUGGGUUUUGCCGAAACGGCCCAUGCCGUGUUCAAAUACGGCCCCAAGCAAGUCCAACCCUUGGCAAACUUCGCCAGGAUUUUUGUUGACGUAGCCCUCCUUUUGACUUAUUAUGCAGGAAAUGCCGUUUACAUAGUAUUUAUUUGUGGAAGUGUACAAGAUCUUGUAAAUUAUCACUAUGCGUCUGUCUCUGAUUGGCCGAUCCAGUAUUACAUGCUUAUGCUUUUAAUUCCUUUGACAUUAUGUUGCCAAGUCCGGCAAUUGAAACACCUGGUACCAUUUUCUAUAGUCGCAAAUGUUACAAUGGUUACAGCUUUUUUGAUCACACUGUAUUACAUGUUCACUGGAAUCAGUGAUGUCAAAAUGGAAGACCGAAAACUGUUUAAAGAUGCCUCCUUAAUCCCACUUUUCUUCAGUACUGUGUUAUUUGCAAUGGAGGGAAUUGGUACAAUGCUACCAAUCGAAAAUUCAAUGAUUAAACCGCAAUUUAUCGGAUGUCCGGGAGUUCUAAAUAUUGCGAUGAGUUUUGUUGUAACUCUUUACACAAUUAUUGGUUUGUUUGGCUAUAUUAGAUUCGGUGACACGGUCAAAGCGAAUGUCAUUGAGGAAUUACCAAACCACGACAUUGCGGCCCAAGUGGCCAAAAUGUGCAUAGCCAUCGCAGUUUUCUUCACUUUUAUGUUACAAUUCUACGUCCCAUGUGACAUAACAUGGAGGAAACUUGCCCCGAAAAUUCCGGAGAGAUACCACAAUAUUUCCCAAAUUGUGAUGAGGACAUUAUUGGUGUUCUUAGUAACUGGAAUCGCAGCAGCUGUUCCAAAAUUGGACGCUAUAAUCGGCCUAGUGGGAUCAGUGUUUUUCUCCACUCUUGGACUUUUCAUCCCUGUCGUCAUUGACAUUAUUUUGAAUUUGGGUGAAAACGGCGAUUUUGGGUUCAUGAAGUGGCGAUUAUGGAAGAACAUUUUUGUCAUAAUCAUAUCGUGGUUUGCACUGUUUUCAGGAAGUUACUACGCUAUCAAAGGAUUACUCAAUGAUUGAAGUGACCAAAAAUUGUGAUCGUAUACUUAUAGCUUUAAAAAAUAGGUUAAAAAAAAAUUAAUGGAGCCGAAUUAUUUAUUUUGUGAUUUUUUAUUAAAAAAUUAAAUAUU